Thrips palmi is the source of this 2073-nucleotide messenger RNA. Its product is annotated as transmembrane protein 19. Lineage: Eukaryota; Metazoa; Arthropoda; Insecta; Thysanoptera; Thripidae. The record is from RefSeq and is a predicted model, not a curated record. Gene Ontology annotation, cellular component: membrane. Bases 271 to 1347 code for a protein of 358 amino acids. The transcript has 8 exons.
GGUACAGUCGCGCAAGACAGCGACUACCGGCGCAGGGCGCAGCCUGAUCAGAUCAGAUCUGAUCAGAGUCCAGAGAAAUUUGGUACAGAGACAGUUGCUCUCUCCUCCAUAAUUCAUGACACUUGCCCUCGAUUGAGUAUUGCGAGAGUUGAGAGGUAUGCUUCAGUAUCGGACUGCAAAUUUCAAUUCGAAGCGAUUGAAAUAGUGGUGCAGAAACACGUACUGUCAGUUGACCAGCUGUCAGUGAACAAUAACUUUUAAACACACACAAUGAGUUCCAUGCCAGAGGAGGACGCUCAGCAAAAACAAAAAUUAAAGAAGCCCAGUCGAUUUCAAAUGUUAGUGCCAGAAAGUUUGGUGCCUGUAUUUCUUUUUGUUGUGGCGAUUCCUAUUUCAAUGUUGAUGUGGAUCGGACACUUAGCAUUUUCAUUCUUCAAAGAAACAUCACGCUUGGAUUCAGAUAUAGCUGUAGUUCCUCCAACAAGGUGGCUUGCAUCGACGUUAAUACCUUUGGCUCUUGUGUUACAUGCACUAAGGCGUAAGCAUGUUAGUAAAAGUGGGGCAAUUCUUGGAUCCAUCAUUGCUUUUGCAUUAUCUCUUGCUAGUUAUUCAUUUUUGGCAUGUUUGAUUGCAUUUUUCUUUUCUUCAUCACAAGCCACAAAGUUCCGACAAGAAAAGAAAAAAAAGAUUGAGGAACAUUUUAAAGAAGGGGGACAGAGGAAUUGGGUUCAAGUUUUGUGCAAUGGUGGCAUGGCAGCACAACUGGCAUUUCUGUACAUUCUUGACAUGGGAUGUGGUGAACGCCCUGUUAAUUUCAUCAAUGAUUAUCGUGGCUCAUGGCUCAGCCUUGGUGUCAUGGGCUCAUUUGCUUGCUGCAAUGGCGAUACAUGGGCAUCAGAAUUAGGAACUGUGAUUGGCAGGGCUGAACCAUACCUUAUCACUUCUUGGAAAAAAGUGCCCAGAGGAACAAAUGGAGGUGUCACAAUCUUAGGCUUAAUAUUUUCUGCUGUUGGUGGAGCACUGAUUGGGAUUUCGCAUUAUGUAACUGUGUUUUACUUCGUGGAUGCUCAGCAACUGCAGGUGUCACCCCCUCAGUGGCCUCUUAUUAUUGCAGGAGCACUGGCAGGCUUUUUUGGCAGUGUCUUAGAUUCUGUCUUAGGAGCUACAUUACAAUACUCUGGGCUAGACGAGAGAACAGGUGUUGUGGUUGAAAGGAGUGGUAAAGGCAUUCGUCAUGUUAGUGGUGUCCGAUUUCUUGACAACCACUGUGUAAAUUUAAUAUCAUCUAUAGCCAUUGGUCUACUUACACCAAGGUUUGCAAAUACCUUUUGGCCAACAGGCAACUGAUUCAAUGUGCUGGCCUCAAUGUUUUCUAGUUGAUUAAUCUUUUUAUCUUGAAGCUACAAAUAUUGUUUUUACUUUUCUUUUUAACAUUCCUUAUUCUUCUCCUACCCUGUGAAUGAGGGUUCAUGUUAUCUUCCAAUCAAGACUGCUGCUAAAUUUUAAAACAAGUUUCUUGUGUUCAGGCUCACAGUUUCAGUUCUUAUUCUACUCAGUAUUUUAUUAUGUAAUUCAUGCAUGUGUUAAGUAUAAUAAGCACUUGUUUUUACUGUUCUGGACAAACUAUUUUUACUUAUACUCCCAAUUGGAUGUUUAGAUCUUAAGUGUUAUUAAAUAUCAUACAUUGUGGACUGAUCCCUGGUUUUAAUUAUUAGGGGAAAUGUGGAGGUUCAAGGAACAGUGGCAACCUUCAUUUCUCUGUAUUGGUUGUUUUCCCUUUACUUCUACAAAAUUAUUAAGUUGUGUUUUUAUGUUUUAUAUUAUUGUGUGGUUCAUCAUCAUUUGUUUAUACAACUUUAUUUUAUACUGUCAGAUUCAAGAAAUUAUGAUCUAUUCUAAGUUAAUAAUCUGUUAUAACUCAUCCCCCCUCCCCCAAUCUCUCUCUGGCUAUUGAAGGAGGACAUGUUAAGCCGGACCCCAUGCUCACAAUAAACUACUGCAUUUUCACAGAUUUGACUGCUGUGUGUGUUCUCAAAAAAAAAGUUCUCUGAUUUAGAGUCGUAGCAUGUAAAC